Messenger RNA from Haliotis rufescens (red abalone), 1001 nucleotides. RefSeq names its product universal stress protein YxiE-like. The record is from RefSeq and is a predicted model, not a curated record. The transcript has 4 exons. Bases 128 to 607 code for a protein of 159 amino acids. Lineage: Eukaryota; Metazoa; Mollusca; Gastropoda; Lepetellida; Haliotidae.
GGAGCAGUUAACAAAGACACACAUCAUACAUCGCUUACGCCACCUGUAUCGCGUUAUCUUGACCGGUGAGGUUACUCUCAAAAAGUCGUAGCUCCAACCUACUUCGUGUCACGUGAUCUACGACAAGAUGGCGGGCAGGGACGACAAGAAGGUUUUGGUGGCUAUGGAUGGAAGUGACCACUCAGUGUACGCAUUCGACUGGUACAUGGACACUGUGCACAAACCAGACAACGAGGUGAUCAUCGUUCACUGUCCGGACUACAGCGCAUUGACACAUUCCCCUGUGAUGUCCAGCGAUCCCUCCCUGGUGGCACAGCUGAUGAAGAAGGAGGAGCAGCAGAUCAACAUCAUCAUCGCCAAGCUGAAGGAGAAACUCACAGGUUCUGGGAUCAAAGGUCGAAUUCUGCGUCUGUCGGGCGACGCAGGGCACGCAAUCGUGAAGACGGCGUUAGCGGAACACGUGGACGUCAUAGUCACCGGGACAAGAGGUCAAGGCAAGUUCAGGCGGACGCUUCUCGGCAGCGUCAGUGACUACAUACUACACCAUUCACACGUACCUGUGCUCAUCUGUAAGAAGCCACACGACGGAUCAGAGGAGAAGCAAUAAGAAGUUUCAGUGUCAGGAAUAUAUAACAUUGUCAGGCAUAUACAACAGUGUUGGCAAUAUACUUCAGCGUUAGCAGUAUACAACAACGUCAACAACAUACAGCAGUGUCAGCAACAAUCAGCGUCAUCAGUAUACUACAUCGUUAGCAACAUACAACAACGUCAACAAUUUUCAGUCCCUCGGCAACCUGCUUUUUGAGUCGCCCAUUACGAUUGUCUAUCUGACGAUGCACUCGCUUUCUUGGAGGGGCGUAUGAUGUGCAGAGAUUUGACAAUAACAUUAUAUAGCAAACGUUGUAAUAUCAUCUUCACUAACUAAACAGAGUUUACUCAAUGACUGUCAGUUACUGUUUUUCUCAUUAUAAAAAAUCUGUUUUAAAAAUUCUUUGAUAUCA